AUGAAAGUAAAAACCAAAACCAAUAUUUUUCUCGUUUCCGGGUUUGGCUUGGAAUUUUUUAUCCCUUCUUUGUCAAUUCAGUUUCAGGAAUAGAUUGAAGAAACCAUGGCCAAUCAACGGGAUUACAUUAGCAGACCUAUUUGCAAUGGAAUUUCUGUUCCUGAAAAUAAAAUCAAUUCCUUAGUGGCUGAAGGUCAUGGACAACAAAUUCUAAAAGUACUACAAAAGUUCAGAGAACAAAAUAUAUUUUUUGACUUUAAAAUUCUUGUGAAAGAUGAAAUAAUUCCUUGUCAUCGUUGUGUACUGGCAGCAUGCAGUGAUUUUUUCAGAGCCAUGUUUGAAGUUAAUAUGAAAGAACGAGAUGAUGGCAAUGUUACUAUUAGUAAUCUAUCACCCAAGGCAGUGAAAGCUUUUCUUGAUUACGCUUACACAGGAAAAACAGAGAUAACAAAUGAUAAUGUGGAAAUGCUCUUCCAACUGUCGUCAUUUCUUCAGGUUUCACUCCUUUCCAAAGCUUGCAGUGACUUUCUAAUGAAAAGUAUUGAUCUUGUGAAUUGCUUACAGUUGCUUUCUCUAUCAGAAAGUUACGGUUCUGUCCGCUUAUUUGAUCAUGCGCUAGAUUUUGUACAGCACCACUUUUCCUUGCUGCUCAGAUCAAGUGAUUUUUUGGAGAUGAAUUUUGAGAUAUUACAAAAAUGUCUUGAGGCUGACGAACUAAAUGUCCCCGAGGAAGAAUCAGUGUUGAAAGCUGUCCUUCAAUGGACCAAACAUAACUUAGAAACACGACAGAAAUAUCUGCCUAAUUUAAUUAAAAAAGUGAGACUACACCAGUUACCUGAAAAGACUUUGCAGGACUUUCUGCAUUCUGAAGAACACUUACUUAUGAGUGCUAAUUGCUCAGUAAUAAUCAAUGAUGCAGUUAAAAGUGUGCAAAACUUUAGUGGACUGUUUCCAGAUGCACGUCCUUCAACAACAGAAAAAUACAUAUUUGUUCAUAAAACUGAUGAAGAUGGAGAAAACAGACAUACGUUCUGCUACAACAUCAAAACAGAUAAAUGGAAAGAACUACCACAUACACACAUGAUUGAUCUUCCAGGGUCAAGUUUAUCUAGCUAUGGAGAAAAAAUAUUUAUAACAGGAGGAUGCAAAGGCAAUUGUUAUAGGACUGUCAGGCUUCAUAUUGCUGAACCAUUUCAUGAUGCCACUGACCAGACCUGGUGCUACUGUCCAGUCAGCAAUGAAUUCUCCAUCGUGUCAGCUAUGAAGAAACCAAGGACAAUGCACACAUCUGUUGUAACCUUAAAUCAGCUGUUUGUAAUAGGUGGGAAAACCAGAGGAGCUCAAGAAACCCGAAGUCUUUUGGAUGUAGAAUCCUAUAAUCCUCUUUCCAAAGACUGGAAAUCUGUAAGCCAAUUACCAAGAGGUAUCUACUAUCCAGAAGCAAGUGCAUGUCAGAAUAUAAUUUACGUCCUUGGCUCAGAAGUAGAGAUUACUGAUGCCUUCAAUCCAUCUCUUGACUGUUUCUUUAAGUAUAAUGCUAUGACUGAUCAGUGGUCUGAGCUUGUAGCAGAAUUUGGGCAGUUUUUCCAUGCAACUCUAAUCAAAGCUGUUCCAGUGAACUGUACACUGUACAUAUGUGAUCUCUCCACAUAUAAAGUCUACAGUUUUUGCCCAGAAACCUGUGUUUGGAAAGGGGAAGGAUCUUUCGAAUGUGCUGGCUUUAAUGCAGGGGCAGUUGGAACAGAAGACAAAAUUUAUAUAUUAGGUGGUGAUUAUGCUCCAGAAGAAAUCACAGAUGAAGUUCAAGUCUACCAUAGUAGUAGGUCUGAAUGGGAAGAAGUUUCACCGAUGCCAAGAGCCUUAACUGAGUUUUACUGUCAGGUCAUUCAGUUUAAUAAAUAUAGGGACCCCUGGUCAUCUGUACUGACAAUUUGCUCUGGAGAAUUUUGAAACUCCUGAGUCAAAAGAAUCUAUUUAAAUGCACAAAUUUUAGAACAGAUUUUUAGGUAUUAAUUUACAGACGGAAAAAUACAUACUGUUUUGUUUAAAUCUUCAGUUUAAAUUGUAUGCUAUAGAAAUGCUUUGGAAGAGUCCAUUAAACUGUCAUUCAUUCUAGUCAUUAUAGAGAAAAUAUCACUUAAUUUUAUAUGCAGGUCUUCUUUGUAAUUAUAUGAAUAAUUUGCAAAAUGAUACUAC
Messenger RNA from Phaethon lepturus (White-tailed tropicbird), 2196 nucleotides. It is a transcript of the gene KBTBD3, whose product is annotated as kelch repeat and BTB (POZ) domain containing 3. Lineage: Eukaryota; Metazoa; Chordata; Aves; Phaethontiformes; Phaethontidae. The record is from RefSeq and is a predicted model, not a curated record. Gene Ontology annotation, molecular function: protein binding.